This is a messenger RNA of Cucurbitaria berberidis CBS 394.84, 12876 nucleotides long. RefSeq names its product P-loop containing nucleoside triphosphate hydrolase protein. Gene Ontology annotation, biological process: rRNA processing; ribosomal large subunit assembly. The record is from RefSeq and is a predicted model, not a curated record. The transcript has 53 exons. Gene Ontology annotation, cellular component: preribosome, large subunit precursor; nucleus. Lineage: Eukaryota; Fungi; Ascomycota; Dothideomycetes; Pleosporales; Cucurbitariaceae. Gene Ontology annotation, molecular function: ATP binding; ATP hydrolysis activity. Bases 442 to 12876 code for a protein of 4144 amino acids.
ACUGCAGCGUUGAAUCCUGGAUCCACGGACAAGCUUUUCCUUCAAUACGGUGGGCUUUUCACAGAGUUCUGUGCGCUAUGGAUCCAAUCUGGCGCGGAGACCGAGGCAAAACUUGCGGCUUUUGGUAGAAUUUUACCGCUUGCGCCUCAUCUCGCAGAGCACACGGAACGCUUCCUAGCACAUAUUUCAAAGUCGCCCCUUGCAGGAUCAGAGACAUCAAAAUCCACUGGAAAUGUUCUAGCUCUUACCAAGGAAUCCGAUCUGACUGGAGUGUUGCUGGGAAUUUUCCGAUUGCUCAGCUACGACUGCAGAAACUUCGCUAGAUAUGUACGGCCUCUUGCCCUAGAGGCUCUAUUCCAGCAUUCGAGCCGCGCUUUGCGUUACCUAGCUAUCCGGACUUUCUGUUUGUAUGUUCACGCAGCCGACCAUGCGACGCAGGACAUGAUCAAGAGAUUUGUCGGAGAGGGAGAAAUUGAAGGGCCAUGGGAGGACCAGACAAUCGAUUAUCGUUUUUUGUCGCUAUGGGAGGAGAAGAGGUGGAAGGACCUCCAGGCGAAGACACGCCAAGCACUGGCAGAUGCUGGCGAACAGCACCCUGCGUCUGUUUAUCGACAGCUGUCACCGUAUACAGUCAACGUUAGCGGCAUCCUACUACCUCGACUCGAUGGUGAACCAUCACAAGAAAGGCCCUCCGACCUUAUAUCAACAGCAACGACAGAAGCGAACCUGAAGCGCAUUGCCUAUGGACUACUCGGAUCUAGUCCGCUCUUGCUCACUGGCCUGGCUGGGUCUGGCAAGACGCUUCUCACGCGUCAUUUUGCCUGGCAACUCAACAAGCUCGACAAGAUGCUUCUGAUUGGAAUCUGGCGGGCUGGUGUGCUUACGACUGCAGACCUGGACCGAGCACCGAAUGAGCGCGGGGAGCUACUCAUACCUAGUCGAGGAGAGACUGUACGAGCAGCGAGAGGCUUCCGAAUUAUCGCUACCAUGCGAAGCUCGCUCAAUCUUAAGGGACAGGAGAUCGUGCCUCGCCAAAACAUGAUAGGUCACCGAUUUUGGAAGUCUGUUCCUGUUCAGAUGCCGCAACUGGAAGAAUUUAAACAAAUUAUAAGCGCUAAGUACCCAUUAUUACAAAAGCACUUGUCUGGCAUAAUAGGAGUCUACUCGCGCUUAUUGGAGCUAUAUUCCGAUGCGAAGUUCUCAUCUGAGAAUGGCACAUCGAUUCGAGCCAUGACUCCUCGAGACCUUUUGAAGUGGUGCGAUAGGAUAGCCAUGCUCCUUGCCCAUUCCCCAGUUUUUAGUACGGCGCAGAAGGACGAUAUUUUCAUGGAGGCAUUCGACUGCUUCGCUGGUAGCCUGCGCAGUGAUAACGCACAGCUGCAUAUCGACCCUCAAAGACGUGACCAUCUCCUGAAGAACCGCACAGUCAAACUGUCAAUACCAUCGAAGACUACAGCCGCUGGAACUAUUCAAAUUGGACGAGCAAGGCUGUCCAAACACAGAUCUUCAAGGCGAACAACAUCUGGGCAACCGUUUUCGACUAACGAUUACACGCUCCAGCCACUGCUGCUCUACCUGGCCGAGCAACUCGGUCGAAAGCUAGUUGCGUUCAAUUUGUCUCAGCAAAGUGAGAGUGGCGAUCUGCUUGGUGGCUUCAAGCCCGUCAAUGUCCGCAGCCUCGUGGUCCCGCUCAAGGACGAAUUUGAUGACCUCUUCGACACGACUUUUUCAAGGAAGAAGAAUCUACGUUUCAUUGAGAUGCUCGGGAAACGCGUUGCGAAGGGCGAGUGGAAGCGCGUCUCUCGCAAAGCACACGAAUCGCAGACUUCGUCCCCGGAUCCAGAAGGAGGCCAGCCAAAGAAGAGACGGAAAAUGGAUUCCCUACCCUUUUCGACAGACCUUCACGAUCUUGAGGCUCAACUUGCCAGUGGUUCCGAAGCCUUUGCCUUUUCGUUCUUGGAAGGUAACAUUGUCAAGGCUGUUAGAAACGGUGAUUGGGUAUUGCUCGAUGAGAUUAACCUGGCAUCUUCUGAUACGUUAGAGGCGCUCACAGAUCUUUUGGGUGGUGGGCCAGAUGGCAACCCUUCGAUUCUGCUUACGGAAACUGGCAAUGUUGAGCGGGUGGUAGCUCAUCCGAACUUCAGGGUCUUCGCCGCAAUGAACCCUGCAACCGAUGUAGGAAAGAAGGAUUUGUCACCGGGCAUUCGAUCGAGAUUCACGGAGUUUUUGCGCAACAUUGUCGAAAAGUAUCUAGGUGGCGAUAAGGAUAGUACGGAUCCCGCUAUUGUGCGAGUAGCACGCGAUGUCACCAGUCUCUAUCUCGAAAUACAGCAGCUUGCAAAAGCAAACAUGCUCGUAGAUGGGGCAGAUCAGAAGCCACAUUUCAGCUUGAGAACACUUACAAGGACCCUUUCAUACGCCAAAGACAUGGCUCCUCUAUGCAGCCUACGAAGAGCGCUAUAUGAAGGCUUCCACAUGAGCUUUAUGACGUUCCUCGGCAAGGCUUCUGAGGAUCUCGUAGCUCCGCUCAUCACCAAGCAUCUAUUUCCGCAGAAAGCUGCCCUGAAGGCUGAGCUUGGGAAACCUCUCCAGCAACCCUCGGACGGACGGAGCUAUGUUGGGCAAGGUCAUUACUGGCUUCGACAAGGUGUGCAUACUGUGGAGGAGCAGCCACACUAUAUCAUCACGCCCUUCGUUCAGCGGAACAUGAACAACCUUAUUCGAGCUUCUUCCACACGAAAAUACCCCGUGCUCAUCCAAGGUCCGACUUCAUCUGGUAAAACGAGUAUGAUCGAGUACCUAGCGAAACGGUCGGGUAACAAAUUUGUCCGUAUUAACAACCACGAGCACACCGAUUUACAAGAGUACCUUGGCUCAUACAUCUCUGGCACUGAUGGCAAACUUGUAUUUCAAGAAGGCAUUCUUGUUCGAGCUUUGCGAGAGGCGCCCACAGAUGUGUUGGAAGCACUCAAUCGUUUGCUCGAUGACAACAGAGAGCUUCUUAUCCCAGAGACUCAAGAGGUAGUCCGACCUCAUGAAGACUUCAUGCUAUUCGCUACACAGAAUCCGGCAGGCCUAUAUGGUGGGCGAAAAGUGUUAUCACGCGCUUUCCGCAACCGCUUCCUAGAGCUCCACUUCGAUGAUAUCCCAGUCGAAGAACUGACCGAGAUCUUGCACCGACGAACCAUGAUCCCUGAAACGUGGUGUAAGCGCAUUGUUAAGGUAUACAGAGAACUAUCCACCCUUCGACAAGAGAAUCGCAUCUUUGAGCAGAAGAGCUUCGCAACUCUUCGAGACUUGUUCAGGUGGGCACAGCGAAAUGCGGAUACGGUGCAGGAUCUUGCCAACAACGGGUAUAUGCUCCUCGCGGAGCGUGUUCGGAAAGAAGAAGAGCGUGUUGCAGUCAAGAAGAUUUUGGAAACUGUUAUGAGCGAGAAAGGUCCCAAAGUCACUAUCGAUGAAGAUCAGCUGUUCAGCAUGGAUACUUGGUCUAGUAUCGAAGGACUGAGCAAGAAUGACAUGGGCAAAAUGGACGACGUUGUAUGGACGCGCGCGAUGCGAAGACUUUUCGCUCUAGUGGCACAUGCACUUCGCAACAACGAGCCCGUACUACUAAUCGGAGAAACUGGGUGCGGAAAGACGACUGUCUGUCAGUUGUUGGCGGAUCAAUUCGAAAACCAACUUCAUAUUGUCAAUGCACAUCAAAACACCGAAACGGGUGACUUAAUCGGCGCACAACGACCCAUCCGAAAUCGGGCAGCUAUCGAGGAGCUGGUGCGGAACCAGGUCCUCAAAGCCAUCGAGGGCAUGGAGAACGAGAAUAUCCAACGUGACCCAGCGACUCUUGAUACAGAUGAUCUGUUGGCCAUGUACGACAAGAUCGACCAUGAAGCUCCAGGCUUAAUACCAGUCACGGAACGAGAGAUGAUCCGCAACAAUCGACACGGCAGUCUUGUGCAUGCGAUGAGACAGGGCCAUUAUUUCCUUCUCGAUGAGAUUUCUCUUGCUGAUGACUCUGUGCUUGAACGUCUAAACAGUGUUCUUGAACCAUCGCACUCUUUCAUUUCUGCUAGUGAUGGCUUCCAAUUUCUUGCAACAAUGAAUCCUGGUGGCGACUACGGAAAGAAAGAGCUCUCGCCUGCGCUGCGCAAUCGUUUCACGGAAAUCUGGGUUCCCGCAAUGUCUGAUCUCGAGGAUAUCCUGCAAAUUAUACGAUCAAAGCUGAGGCCAAAUGUAGCGCAGUAUGCCGAAGCCAUCGUUUCGUUCUCGCAGUGGUUCAACGACAAGUACAAUACGUCGGUCGCUUCUUCCAUAUCCAUUCGCGACACACUGUCUUGGAUCUCGUUCAUCAACAAGUCAACCCACGAUGAUCCGAUCUUUGGCAUUGUACAUGGUGCGGCAAUGGUAUUCAUUGAUACCCUCGGUGCCAACCCAGCUGGGCUACUUGCCAUCUCUGCUACUUCCAUCGAUGAUGAGCGGAGAGCGUGUCUGCAGCACCUUAGCGAGCUCCUCGGGCGCGAUGUUGCGCCCUUCUGCUUUGGCGAUAUAGGGUCGUUCUCCAUACCCAAGUUCUCGCUAGCCGCAUCGGAAGCAGCCGACUUUUCCCUCGAUGCCCCAACCACACGCUCCAAUGCAAUGCGUAUAGCCCGCGCAUUGCAACUCGUAAAGCCAAUCCUGCUAGAAGGAAAUCCCGGUGUCGGAAAAACCACGCUUCCUCUGACACGCCUCAACCUGUCCGAACAGACAGAUCUCAUGGACCUAUUUGGUUCAGACGUGCCAGUCGAGGGAGGUGCGGCCGGUACAUUUGCCUGGCGCGAUGCACCCUUUCUGAAGGCGAUGAAGAACGGCGAUUGGUCUGUCUUGGAAGGUCUCAAUGCGGUGCUCGAUCAUCGUGGAGAGCAUCAGGAUUUUAGGGUUUUUGCUGCGCAGAACCCGCAUCAUCAAGGCGGUGGACGAAAGGGUCUCCCUGCAUCCUUUGUGAACCGAUUCACCGUCGUAUACGCGGAUGUAUUCCGCUCUGAAGACUUGACCCUCAUAUGCAGGAAGGUCUUCCCCGGUAUUGAUGAACUGGAGGUUACCAGAUUGAUUCAAUUUAUCGCUGAACUCGACGAUCAGGUGUUCAAUUUGCGCGACACACUGCGCUGGCUCCAACUUCUCGCUUCCAAGGACUUUGCUGGCUCAGCGAGGGACUUCCUAGAGACAAUAUUCGUUCAACGCUUCCGGGCGGAGAGUGACCGAAGUCGGAUUCGCAAGCUCUUCGAGAUCCUAUACGGUGUCUACGAGCCGCGCAUGAGCCUGUUCCACAAUUUGAGCACACGGGCCCUACAAGUCGGCCUUGGCCUGCUCUCACGAGAUACUGCGGUUACGCGAUCUGUGGAAGCAAUGCUGAUCAGUAUCAAGCAGGAUUGGCCUGUCAUCGUUGUGGGCUCGUCUGGCUCCGGUAAGACGGCCAUGAUAAACCAACUGGCCAGCCUUGUUGGAGCAGACGUCGUCGCUUUCCCCAUGAAUGCAGAUGUCGAUGCUAUGGAUCUUGUUGGUGGAUAUGAGCAAGUCGACGCCACACGAGAAUUGCAUCGAGGCAUGGAGAAACUGGAGACUUUUGCCUACAUUAAAUUACUUGAACAGAUCCAACCUGGCUCUACCCUGAUCACUAGCACUAUCGAUCCACUUCUCGAAGCAUUCCACGACCUGCUCCAAUCUUCCAACCAGCAGAUCGACGGUGCACGUUUCCAAUGGCAAGGCAAAUGGAUUGUCCUCGAUAAUGCCAAUCUUUGCUCGAGCGCUGUCCUUGAUCGGUUGAAUUCGCUUCUUGAGCCCAAUGGCUACCUUUCCAUCAAUGAGCACUCCACGGCUGACGGCGAAGCGCGCAUCGUGCGGCCACAUCCUGACUUCAAAAUCUUUAUGACUAUGGAUCCAAGGUUUGCCGUGGAGAUCUGCCUGCUCGAUCCGGAACAUGAUGUUGCUCAAGACGACACGAAGACUUUAGAGUAUCCGCUGGACUCGGCCAUGUAUCGAUUCCGAUAUUUCCAGGAACAUACGGAUCAUAUGACUGUGACGAUGGAGCAGCGCUUUGAAAACUUGGGUUCCCUCGAUAAUGACUUCUUGACGAGCUUUACGAAACAAGUGGGCCAAGGGCUCGUAUCUUCACUUCUGCAGGUCAAUGGUGUCGACAACCAAGAUGGAAUCAAUGACAAGUUCCCGCAUUUCGUACAGUUCCUCAAGAAUGCAUGGGCGCCACAUGAGCAGACACUUCAUCCGCAAGUCGGCGCACAAGACCUGGCUCAGCUUGUACCGUAUCACCCGCUCGGGAGUGAACUCUCACUUAAUCAAACUGAAGCAACCAAGUCACUCAGUCUUUGGUCUGCAUCGAUGUACGGAUUUAUGCUGGAUCUUUACAACAUGCAGCAGCGUCGCAAAGAGAAGCAGAAGCUGCCUGCAUUCCUGUACGCCUACUGGCAGGGACUUGUAAAAGUAGCGGCAGGACUUGACGUCGCAUUUCUCAAGCCAUUACGCACAUUGUUCUGGGGUUUCUUCGUACUAGCUACUGGAGCGACCUUCGACCGCGCCAUGUUCCAGACCUAUGAGUCAACGGCUCUGUUGCAGAACAUAAGUACGACUCUUUCUAAGCAGAUCGCAGUCUUCGGCUCCGAUGUUCAACUAACAACUGGGUUGGGCAUGGAGCGUACUCAAGUCCAGCUAAAAGAAGUUCUCGAGCUAGAAGGUCUAGCGGACAGGCUCGAUAUUAUCAUGUGGAAGUCGAAUUUGAGGAUUGAUGAAAUGGUACAAAUCCGCGAACGGGUUGCAAGCUCUCUAGAGCUUCUGAUCAUAGGUCUCAACGAAGCUAUUUUGGAACUAAACGAAAGCAUUGGCGAAUUUGAUGCUGUAUUUACGCCGUACCUGGAGGCAGAGUUUGAGGGUCUCUGCCAGUUUCUUGACGUUGCAUUCAACGAUCAUCCUGUCACUCAGCAACUAUACAUAACGCCUUCGCCUGCUGUCGUGGCUACAAGAACGAAAUCAAUUCUACUCGCUCGACGACCAACAAAACUCACGACUGUUGCUGUCGGGAGAUCUUACUAUCCGACGGAUCAUUUCGCCAAAUUGUAUCGCUACCUCGGUCUUACACAUCAAUCAGGGGGUGCUAUGGCUCUGCAGAGCUCAUUCCAUAUUUCUGUUCUCGCCAAGCUGUAUGGCGCAGACGACUCAGAAUUGGGAGUUUUUUCUCAACAACUCUCACUCGAUGCAGACCGCAUAACACAGGACCACUCGUCAGCACUUGAUAGACUUUAUUACGACAUCUACAAUCAGCAUAUCGAUCGAGGACAGGUUACAUUUUAUCCCGAGGCGCCUAUCACGGAUACAUACCGCUCAACGCUACAAGAAGGCUUCGAAAAAUGCUACCGCCCUACAGGCAGCGUCGAUGCGAAUGCUUGGAUUCAACUGGGUUUGUUCGGUCUCACACUGUAUGUUCCAAAUUAUCCGCAUGAUCCUGCGCUCAGGCCAAUGGUCGAGCGCAAAAUGUUCAACGAAGAGAAGCAAACUCUCCUUCAGACGUUGGCGUCGCUAAAGCAAUUUCAAAUCGACUUCACGGGGCAAGAUACAAGCUUCCGUAUCCGCCAGAUCGAAGAGGCUAUUCAGAGCAUGGGUGAAGAGCCACCUGUGCCACCCAUUGUUCGCCCUGAAAGAUCUGAACUCGAUGACUUGCAGGGCGAAUUCACCAACUUGCUCAGUACUAUACAGCCUCUGCUUAAUGGUUCAAUGUCAGCCGAAGAAGCAUCACGCGAUAUCACGCUGCAGCAGAACGUACUUCGCAUCAGUCAACGGUUGACAGAAGGCUACCGGGCGUAUGACGACAUUACAGAUACCGUGGUCGGUUUCCUUGUGUGCUUAGAAAUCGGGCUCGUCCUCGGCAAGAAAGAGUUGGAAAAUGAGGAACAGGGCUCAGUCAGCAAAAGCCUAGCUCGUAGGUCUGUUGAGAAAGCGGAAUGGUUACUACAGGAACUCGAGGAAGGCCUGGAACAACACGACCAAGCUAUUGGUCUCAGAUGGAAUGCGCUACACUCUUUAACGAUACUCAAGAGUACUGAUCCCGCAUCAAGCUCAAGCUCUGCUGCUAGGACCCUGCUGCACGACCUGUUUCUACUCCAGGAUCAAGAGAAGCAGGCUAAGGACUCAAGCCUGUAUACGUACAGGGGCAUGGAUGAAGACGACGAGGAAGAAGACCCGACCCUAUUCCCAGACUACGAGGCCGAGCAAGAGCAGGAGGAGACCUCCCAGGUGAUGGUGUCCAACUCACGAGACCAUGCAAUCCGUCUGGCGAGUAUGCACGCCGAGCUGUUCCGACUGCUUCAAUGGUGCGCUGCGGAGAUGAACCGUGUCUCUGACGGCAAGGGCCACGGUACCAAGCAUGAAGACGCUCUACCUACCAUAUAUCUCGCACUAGAGAAGAGGGCAGAUACCUUGUCCUCUUCUGGCACUGGAAAGUCAUACAAUUUUUACUUCGACGCAAAUCUCCAAGAAGCCAAACGCCUUAUUACCCUGAUCUAUCGCAUACAGAUCCGCUAUCGACAGAUUCAUACCGUCUGGCCUGAACACAUGACUCUCUCGGACGUCCUGCGUACAUGCGACGAAGCACUUGAAUUCCGCCAUGUGGAUCCGGUGGCAAAGCUCAUUACCAAGUGGCAGAAGGUUGCAAGCAAAGACUACAGCACUGCCAACCUCUGGAGACAACUGGAGCUCACAACCUGGGCGAGGUUGUUUGAUUUGGAGAUUGAAAAAGCUCACGAUGACGCAAAGACUUCGGAAAGUAUUUCUGACGAGAACAGCAUGAAGCUGCAUGCUCUGGACUUGGUGAAGACGCUUGAGAGUUUCUUUGACACUACGACGCUAGGGCAGUUCGAGCAGCGCAUCAAGCUACUGCAACAGCUCCGCCAACACGCUGCGAUGCGAAUGCAAGACGCAUUAUUAUUCAAGAUCAUUUAUUCUUCGCUUGACAACUUCAUUGCUUACUUCUCGCGUCUUGAGAAGCCGGUGCAUGAAGCUCUCGCCAAGGGUCGGCAAAGUUUGGAGAAAGAAGUCAACAACGCGUUGAAACAGAGUGCGAAAACGAGUCAUCGAAAGUUGAGCAAGUGGCCUGUCUCUGGGGUCAUCAAGACUGGUUUUCCUGAAGAGCUACACCUACUGCAGGAUGGUUUGAUGGACCAAAUCAACACGACCACCGAUGCUCUGUCACUUGAACUCUGUGCGCACAGUGUACCAGGGUGGACUGGGCGACCGAUUCGCUUCAGGAAUCUCGAAGUUACAGUAAACAUGAUGCGCAGUCUUUCUAUGCCGAGGAGCGACGCUGUUGAGAGCGCUGCAUUCAUCACUGAUCUGAUCACUGAUCUCACGAAUUCGAUGCUGACGGAGGAGAACAAGGAGACUGUCCAACACCUCAAGACUCAGAAACGCAAACUCUACGCCGACACGAUGAAAACACUGCGACAAAUGGGAGUUAACUCUAAUCCAAGUGUGGACACCCUGGUGAAGCAAGACACGCUUUCGACGAUUCUCACUUCCCUUCCCUUCGCGGCAAGGGCUGAUGAAGGUUACGGAAGUGCAGCAGAGUACUAUCUGCACAAAGCGCUCAACAUCAUGCCGCAAGUCAGAGCAGUAUACAAGGAGCAUUCGGGGUACAUUGAAGGCUUGUUGCACAUUUCCAUUCGACAGCGCGGGGUGUUGAUUAAGGCGGCUCACAACCUUCAAAAUAUUACUGCGCCGAUAUCGAUUAUUCAAAACCUCUCACAGUCCACACAAGAUCAGCUGUUUUGGGUUUCUCAACAACAGCUUGAAGCGACAGAAUUGCUGCAACCCAGCCUAAGAUGGCUCGCAGCUAUGCUCAAGACGGGCACAGACAUCGUCUCAGCGCAAGCGAAGCUAGGAAAAACGAACGAACUCGGUGCUCUGAUACGUGAUAUGCACGGCUGGACGAGUAGGCUACAGACCUUGGCUGAUAGUUAUGAGCGACUGCCAAAGCUACCCGCCCACGUGAAUGAGGCCAACAUUUCCGAGCUCCAGGCGGCUUUCCAGGACUGGAUCGACAACAAUAACAUCUCAAGGGUUAUCCUUAGACAAAUUCGACCUUUCCUGUUCAAUUACCCUGUGGUCAAAGCUAGCGACUUUUCCGAAGAACAACGGAUCACACUUGGACAGCAUACCAAGGACAUCUUCAGCGCGCUGGAUCUGAUUCUUGGGUCAAUGCAGGAUGUUGAGGCAGCGCUGAACGGCGUUCCUGCUUCAACCGAGGAUGCGGCAUGGCUUGUGAAAGAAGAGCAAGCACUAUCCGCUGCGCUUAAUGCCCUCCACGCCCCGCAGAUUAGCAGAGCGCUACAGGCAUUGCUGGACAGGAUGCAAUAUCUCCAUGACGAAGUCAACCUGCAAGCCAACGCCGCCCUGUAUGCUUCCAUUCAACCCAUCUUCAAUCAGUAUGUAGCCUCGCACAAGUAUCUUAUCCAACGUUUCGAUGCCCUCCACGCAUCAGCCGCCAACUUACUGCACCGCCUAUCCAAAUCAUUUAUCCAGAUCGGCACGCAAGGCUUCUGUCAGCCCCCUGAAAAGUCCGCAGAUCAACAACAGGGCAAGGACGACAAGCUCGAAUCUGGAACUGGACUUGGUGAGGGCGAAGAUGAUGAGGAUCUUGAAGAUUUGGCACAAGAAGAAAGCGGUGAGCGAGAAGGAAGUAUUGAGGAAGAAGAUGACGCCGUCGACAUGGGCGAGCAGGAAAUGGAAGACAAGGGUGACGAGUCUGGGGAUGAGGGGGAUGACGACGUGCAGAGCGAGGUUGGCAGUGUUGAUGAUCUUGGCCCCAGCGCCGUCGAUGAGAAAAUGUGGGAUGAAGGUGGCAAGCAGGAUGUUGGGACUGAGGAUCAAGAAGAGCAAGUCGCUGCCGAACAAAAAGAGAAAGAGAAAGAGAAAAAUGGCGAAGACGAGGAGAAGGAAGACAAGGAAGAUGGCGAAGACCAAGAAGAGAAUGUUGGUGAAGAGGAAACACUCGAUCUGCCUGAAGAUUUGAAUAUGGAUGGCCAGGACGAUGAAGGGAAGGAAGAUGAUGAUCUCGAAGACGAGAUGGAUCCAGAAACCGAACAUGGCGCCCCGGAUACCGUGGAUGAAGACAUUGGGCCUGAGCAAGAAGGUGAAGACGAGAAAGAUACAACUGAAAAAGAAGAGGAUGAUGAAAAAGCCGUAGACGACGAACCUCGCGACGCCAAAGAUACUGAUCAGGCCGAUCCAAAUGCUGAUGCAGGCGCCGGUACUGACGCCAACGAGGAAGCGCACCAGAACAAGAACGAAAAGGCUUCCGCCAGCGCUGCAAACCAAGAUGAAGGCCAAGAAGGCGAGUCCUCUGAAGACAAGCAAGAAACCGCCGCCGAAGACGGCCAGCUAGGUCAAACAACGCAACCUGAUGCCGGUGGCCGCGGUGAACAGCCGGAAGAAUCGCGCGAGACACAGUCGUUCAAGAAACUGGGCGAUGAAAUCUCCGAAGCACGCGAAAAGGAAGAGACUCAAGUACAGCAAAUUGACAAAGAGAUCGACAUGGCUGAUGCUGACUUUGAACAUCUUGGCGAUGAGGAGACACAAGCUGAUACGCAGGCACUAGGUACGGCAAAUGAAGAGCAGGCCAAGGCAUUGGAUCAUGACAUGGCCAUGCCAGACAUUGACGAUGACAUGGCGGAUGCCGAUAAGGAUGUUGAUAUGGAGGAUGUCAACCAAUCCAACGCAGAGGAAGGCCAGCCUCAAGCUUUCGUUGGCGAGCAGAAGCCUUUCAACCAUGGAGAGGACGAAGAUAUGGAAGAUGCUUCUCUCAUUGACGAGGAUGUGUCGGAAACUUCCUCUAUCCAUGACGUUGAGACGCAGCUCGAGCUCACCCACUUGGAAGCCUCGACCAUGACACCCGACAGUGCUCGUAGCCUUUGGCUCUCUCACGAGGCCGCGACGCACUCUCUCUCGCAACAGCUCACCGAGCACCUACGACUCAUCCUCGCGCCAACUCUUGCGACAAAAUUGCGCGGUGAUUUCCGUACUGGCAAGCGCCUCAAUCUCAAGCGGAUCAUACCCUACAUCGCUUCAGGUUAUAAGCGCGACAAGAUCUGGCUCCGUAGGAGUCAGCCCAGUAAGAGGAGUUAUCAAGUUAUGAUCGCGCUUGAUGACUCGAAAAGUAUGGCCGAGAGCGGCGCUAGCAAUUUGGCGCUGAAGACACUCACGUUGGUCACGAAGAGCUUGAGUAUGCUGGAAGUUGGUGAAGUAUCUGUGGUUGGGUUCGGUGACCAAGUUAACGUCGCGCAUGAUUUCGACAAACCCUUCACGAGCGAUGCAGGUGUACGCGUAUUCGAGCAAUUUGGCUUCGAUGCUGCGAAGACCAAUGUUAGGGGGUUGGUGGAUAGAAGUCUGGAGCUGUUUGCGGAAGCGCGCCGCAAGGGGUCGAGCUCUGCUGGUGAAGACCUGUGGCAGCUUAUGCUCGUCGUCAGUGAUGGAAUAUGCGAUUCGCACACUGAGAUCCAGCGCCUAAUCCGUAAGGCGCAAGAAGAGCGCGUCAUGAUUGUCUUCAUCAUCAUCGAUUCAUCCGCUACAACCUCAACCGCCGCACCGACGCCCAAACCUUCAAACGAUCCUGCGGCACAGACUACAUCUCUUGUCGCGCCGGCACAGAAGGAGAAAGACAAGACAAGCAUCCUCGAUCUGCAGUCGGUGGAGAUCACGCCUGAAGGCAAAGUGGUCAGGUGGAAGUACAUGGAGCGGUUCCCAUUCAGGUAUUAUCUAGUGGUUAGAGAUGUGAGAGAGUUGCCGGGCGUGCUUGCUGGGGCGCUAAGGCAGUGGUUUGGGGAGGUUGCCGGGAGUGCGUAG